GUGGUUAUUGCGUAGUAGUAAUAGAAAUAGCAUUUGCAGAGCACCACGGUGGCUGGUUAGGCCUUUGUUGGCACACAACAGAACAGAAGCGGAAAACGGUGUUCCUCUUCUCUGCUCAUUCAAUUCCAAAAUCACUGAAUGGAUCGUCAAUGGCGUCCAAUCCAAGUCCAAAGUAAUGUGUGCCCUAUUUGCUCCCUCUCACACUUCCCUUUCUGUCCUCCUCCACCCUAUGCCUAUUACCCCGAUCACUUCCCUUAUGCCCCCGCCAACCCUAAUUUCCCACCCUAUCCCCAACCUCCUCACACUAACGCCGAUAGAACCUUCAAGAGACCAAGAAUUGACGAUAACCCUAACCCUAACAAUUUCUCCGACGACCAGCGUAGAUUAAAGCUGAUUCGCGAUCACGGAGUUGCGCUUCCGCACAGUUAUGUUAGACCCGUUCCGCAACACGUUAACCAAAACGGUUUCCGUUCGGAUUCCUUUACUUCGCACCCAUUGCAGCGUGUUCCUGAUGGCAAUUAUCAUAAUGCACCUUACCAUGAACACAUAAGUGGUGUUGGUGUGCCGCCACAACCACCUCAUGAACAUGGCAUCAACGCAAGAGUGGUUCAUCAUCAUCCUUAUCCUUACGCUACCACUUGUGGCAGUAACAGUUUUUCUGAGAGUAUGGGUUUCUUCAGGGCUCAACCUCCUCUUCCUUCUUCACCACCGCCUCCUCUUCCCAUGGAUCCAUCCAUCACAGUCAAUCAUUCUUCACACUCGAAAACGUAUUUUUCUCCACCCAAGAAACCACCUUCUCUUUUUCCCGUUCCCGUUAGUUCCUCUCCUUCGUCGUUUUCACAAGUUCCUGAACCUCACCCCCUUCCCCAACCCUACUUUCACACUAAGCCCCUUCCAGAAUAUUCCACUGGCUUUCCAUCGGAGGAACCACCGAAGCAGUACUUGGGAGAUGCGCAACCUUUUCCAUUGAAUCAAUUGUCUGCCGACAGACCUAAAUUUAUUGAUGCUUCCCAGUUAUUUCGGCAUCCGCAUCGAGCAUCCCGGCCCGAUCAUUUUGUGAUCAUCUUUCGGGGCCUUCCAGGUAGUGGGAAGAGUUACUUAGCGAAGAUGUUGCGUGAUCUUGAAGUUGAAAAUGGCUGUGACGCUCCACGAAUUCAUUCUAUGGAUGAUUAUUUUAUGACUGAGGUUGAAAAGGUUGAGGAUAGCGAGGCAUCAAAAUCUUCAAGUUCAGGCAGAAACAAGAAGCCUGUGACGAAGAAGGUCAUGGAGUAUUGUUAUGAACCUGAAAUGGAGGAGGCUUAUCGGUCAAGCAUGUUGAAAGCUUUCAAGAAAACCGUUGAGGAGGGAGUUUUCACCUUCAUUAUUGUGGAUGACCGCAAUCUGCGGGUAGCUGAUUUUGCUCAAUUUUGGGCAACUGCAAAGAGAUCGGGGUAUGAAGUUUACAUUUUAGAAGCUACUUACAAGGACCCUGCGGGUUGUGCAGCAAGGAAUGUCCAUGGAUUCACACAGGAAGACAUAGAAAAGAUGUCUAAGCAAUGGGAAGAAGCUCCGUCCUUGUAUCUGCAGCUUGAUGUGAAGUCAUUAUUUCAUGGAGAUGAUCUCAAGGAAAGCAGAAUACAGGAGGUUGACAUGGAUAUGGAGGAUGAUCUGGAUGAUGCUUUACCUCUGGUUCACAGAAGAGAAGCUGAGAAAAUUGUUGACCCUCCUGUUGGGGAAGAUGCAAAUUUCCUAAAGGAUGGGAAGAGUUGGGAUGCUGAAGGGGAACAUCCAACAGAAGUCAGGGAAUUGGGUAAAAGCAAAUGGUCAGAGGAUUUCGGUGAAGAAGACAUUGAUCAAACUGAAGGUAUGAAGGGCAAUAUUAAUGCUCUGUCUGGGUUAAUUCAUCAAUAUGGCAAGGAACGAAAAUCUGUACAUUGGGGUGAUCAGGUUGGCAACACAGGGUUUUCAAUAGGCGCUGCAAGGAAGGUAAAUGCUUUGUCUCUAGUGAUUGGACCUGGUGCCGGAUACAACCUGAAAUCAAAUCCAUUACCCGAAGAGGAUAGUCCAACCCGAAAUAGUGUUGAGCCAAAGAAGCAUAGCAUAUUUCAAGAACGAAUCCGGGCUGAACGUGAAUCUUUCAAAGCUGUGUUUGACAGGAGACGACAACGGAUUGGUGGACUUGACGUGGAAGAUGACUAAAAAAGGUGAUCUAGUGCAGAAGAUGCUCCCAAAGUAGGGUAUGGGGAGGGUAGCUGUACACACGCAGCCUUGCCUCCUAAGCAAAGAAGUUAUUUUUAGGACUUAAAACCUGUCACCAGACCGAUGUGGAAGACUGAUUCAGAAUUUUGGUUUACUUGAUGUCAGUUACAAAGACGGGUUGAACUCAUACCUUCAUGUAUUGGAGUGGUUCUAGUUAAAGUUAGUUGAUUUGUUUGGUUGGCUGGAAAAAGAAUACGAUGUCAUCAGCCUCAGCUUUUGUGAAAUGAUGUAAAAUUUUAUCAAUAAGAUUGAGGUAUGAAAUAUAAAUAUCUGACAUUAGGUCAAGUCGAGGGUAAGUUUUUCUUUUAUUUUUUCACAUCAGCACCUUUUUUUGGCAGAUAUAGAAAUUACCAACACAAAUCGUAGUAUUUUUCGGAUGAACACGCUCAUGCGUGAUGUUGAUUUCAUAGUCUAUAGAUACGAACAACGAUGUGAUUAAAAUAACUGUCUUGAGAGAAUUUGCUUGCUCUCAUGCUUUAUUUUUUCAUUUCAUAUCCUCUAUUCAUUUCAUCCCUGAUCAUCUAACUUAUGAUCAAAGGGAAAAGAAGUUAAAAAAGAGCAGCACAGAAGUGCGAGAGCUAAGAGGUC
Abrus precatorius (Indian licorice) is the source of this 2826-nucleotide messenger RNA. RefSeq lists its product as uncharacterized. Gene Ontology annotation, cellular component: nucleus. NCBI's taxonomy places the organism in Eukaryota, Viridiplantae, Streptophyta, Magnoliopsida, Fabales, Fabaceae. Gene Ontology annotation, biological process: regulation of telomere maintenance. The record is from RefSeq and is a predicted model, not a curated record. Bases 139 to 2178 code for a protein of 679 amino acids. The transcript is spliced from 13 exons.